AUGGAGGCCACGACUUUGCCUUCGCUCCUUACGGGGCCUACUGGAGGAAGGCGCAAGCUGUGCACGAUGGAGCUCCUCAGCACGCGCAAGGUGAAGCAGCUCGCGCCCAUCAGGGACAGCGAGACCAUGUCCCUCGUCAGGGAGAUCCGCCGUUCAUGCGGCUCCGGCGAGCCAUUCAACCUCGGCAGCCUGCUGGUGUCGUGUUCUAACUCCAUCACUGGCCUGGCGACCUUCGGCGAUCGCUUCAGCAGCGAGCACAAGGAGAAAUUCCUGUCAGUGAUGGCCGUCGUACUGAGCGACUGCUCGGGUUUCUGCAUCUCCGACCUCUUCCCGUCCAUGUGGUUCUUGGACGUCGCCACAGGGAUGCGACGCCGGCUGCAGAUGGCGCAUGAGCAGCUCGACCAGGUGUUGGGCCAGAUCAUUGAGGCAUGCGAGGCGAGGCGGAAGGUAAAGAAUGCUGAGAACGGAGAUGACAUUCUGAGCAUCAUGCUUAGAAUCAAAGAUGAAGAGGAGUUCGAGUUCCCGUUCAACAUUACACACAUCAAAGCAGUCAUUAUUGAUUUAUUCAUAGGAGGCACCGAGACAACUUCAUCUACGGCCGAGUGGGUCAUGUCUGAACUCAUGAGGAACCCGGAAGCAAUGGCAAAGGCGCAAGCAGAGGUGCGGGAAGCACUCAACAACAAGAAUCCAGGCGACCAGGAGUCGCUCCUGGGCCCCCUGAACUACACCGGCAUGGUGAUCAAGGAGACACUGAGGCUGCACCCAACCAUACCGCUGCUGCUCCCCCGCCUCUGCCGCGAAACCUGCAACGUCGCUGGGUUCGAGGUGUCCAAAGGUACCAGAGUGAUAAUCAACGCGUGGGCUAUGGCCAGAAGCCCCAAGCAUUGGGAUGACCCUGAGGAGUUCAAGCCUGAGAGGUUCCUAGCAACUGCAGCGGAUUACAAGGGAACGCAGCUUGAGUACUUGCCAUUCGGUUGUGGGAGGAGGAUGUGUCCUGGCAUGGGCUUCGGACUGGCGACCCUAGAGCUUAUUGUGGUGCGGCUCCUGUACUACUUUGAUUGGAGCCUUCCGGCUGGAAUCCGGUCUGAGGAGCUUGACAUGGACACCACAGUUGGAGCAACAGCAAGGAGAACAAACCAGCUGCGGCUUGUGGCAACGCCUUACGAGCAUGCUAUGGAAAUUUGA
Messenger RNA from Miscanthus lutarioriparius, 1185 nucleotides. The record is from the annotation of a GenBank genome assembly. NCBI's taxonomy places the organism in Eukaryota, Viridiplantae, Streptophyta, Magnoliopsida, Poales, Poaceae.